This is a messenger RNA of Limulus polyphemus (Atlantic horseshoe crab), 1212 nucleotides long. RefSeq names its product peroxisome biogenesis factor 2-like (gene Pex2). Gene Ontology annotation, molecular function: zinc ion binding. Gene Ontology annotation, cellular component: peroxisomal membrane. The transcript is spliced from 8 exons. NCBI's taxonomy places the organism in Eukaryota, Metazoa, Arthropoda, Merostomata, Xiphosura, Limulidae. Bases 20 to 910 code for a protein of 296 amino acids. The record is from RefSeq and is a predicted model, not a curated record. Gene Ontology annotation, biological process: protein import into peroxisome matrix.
AGAUGGCAGCAAAAGUAGUAUGGCGGAUGUUAAGGAAAGUAGAGUAAAUCAGUUGGAUGCUGCAGCCUUAGAUGAAGAACUGCUUUCACUACUCUGUGGACGAGUAAAUGAAGCUUUGAAAUAUUUUAAGGCUGGACUUUUUACUAGUAUAGGACCAGAACUGCAAGCCUUGUUGAAGCUUGUAGUUUGGAAGCUGACUUUGUAUUCAAAUGGCUCCACUAUUGGUCAAAACCUGUUAAAUCUGGAAUAUAAACAUGCUGAAUCAACCUGUUCCUUGUCAUCCAGAAGAGCUAUUUUGUUUGCAUUUUUCACUGUUGGACUACCAUGGCUGAAAGAGAGACUUGAAGUUUUAGUGAGACCAUUUGUGGCAGCUGAAAACAUGAGCAAGGUUCGAGAUGGAGUGGAAUGGAUUGAAACAACUAUAAAACUGGGAAACAUGCUAAACUUUCUGAUAUUUCUUCAGCAAGGAAAGUACUGUUUGCUGAGUGAGCGUGUCCUUCAUAUUCGUAACAUGAGCUCUACUGUCCAGCCCUUGCGACAGGUGCAGUAUGAGUAUAUGAAUCGUGAACUUUUAUGGCAUGGAUUUGCUGAAUUCUUAACUUUCGUUUUGCCACUCAUCAAUGUUCAUCGCAUGAAGAAUAUAUUAUGGCGAUUUAUAUUUUCCCGGAAAGAAACUCCUACGUCAGUGGAAACUAGAACUUAUGCAGAUGCGGCUACCUGUGCUGUUUGUAAGAAAUGGCCUAUCAUACCCCAUGAUAUUGGAUGUAGACAUGUUUAUUGCUAUUACUGUAUAUCUAGUAAUGUUUUGGCCGAAGAGCAGUUCAGGUGUCCAUCCUGUGGUGUUAGGGCCAAGGGAAUGAACAGUUUACAACCAGUCAGUGUAAUUUCAAAUCCAUUGCUGACUGGAUGAAAGAAGAAUUAUACACAGUUGGCAACAGAAAAUGAAAAGGUUGCAUGUAUAUACAUUUGUAUUUAUUUGUCUUCUCACCAUACCCCCCCCCCCAAAAAAAAAAGAAACAAGAUGUAAAACUCAACAGAAAUCAAAGUAAACAAUUUUUCGGCUUGAAAGGUAAUGUGUUUUUUUAUAAGUAGACAUCAAAAAUAUUUCAUUUGUUACAUGGAUUUUUAUCUGCUUUAUUGGUGUUGAUGUAUUAGUGUUGAGUGUCAUUGUAUAUUAUAUAUGACAUCAAAUAAAAAAUACUGUAAUUAUUA